AUGAACGGCUUUGCAUCAGGAGUCCCCAAACGAAAACCUCUCCCAAGCGGCGCAGUCGCCUCCACUCCCCCAAUUGCCGCUAGCGACCCCGAAAGCGACCCUGAAAAGACGACGGAGCCCGUGGUCGCGAGCGGAGAUCAAUUAGCGGCACCUGAACACAAACUGACGUUAUGGCAACAGCUACAACAGAAAUGGGGUCAGUUCUCAGCAAAGAAGAAACGCAUCAUCAUUGGUGCUCUGGUCACAUCGCUCGCGCUUCUCGCCCUUAUUAUCGGUCUUGCUGUGGGGUUGACGAGACGUCAUGGAAAGGGGUAAGUUUCCGGACUGGAUCUGGGGCUGCAGAAAGCACGGCUUCGACGUCCAUCCCUUGCGCCUUCUUCUCCAGACUGAACGAUAUUUUCCUUCUGUCGUAUUCAAUUGGCUGAUGAAGAAAGUCCUACUAACAAUUCUACCAAUACAACUAGCUCCAAUGACCCUCUUCCUACCUCCAACGGCGGCCCCUACACUGGCGAUCUGACAUACUACGACCCCGGUCUUGGAUCAUGUGGAAUAACCAGUACAUCAUCCGAGAAUAUCUGUGCCGUAUCACAUGUCGUCUUCGAUGCAGCGCUGACUUCGGGAAACCCUAACGAGAAUCCGCUUUGCGGGCUGAGAUUGCGGAUACGCAGAGGCGAUAGGAGCGUGGAUGUCAAAGUUGUCGACCGCUGUCCUGGAUGCAAC
Messenger RNA from Aspergillus nidulans FGSC A4, 720 nucleotides. RefSeq lists its product as uncharacterized. The record is from RefSeq and is a predicted model, not a curated record. The coding region runs from base 1 to 315 and encodes 104 amino acids. The transcript has a single exon. NCBI's taxonomy places the organism in Eukaryota, Fungi, Ascomycota, Eurotiomycetes, Eurotiales, Aspergillaceae.